CCAGAAGGGAAUACCCAAGCAACUUCCAGAUGGCGAGUUCAGUCUGCCUCAACAGCGACAAUCAGUUCGGGCCUCGGGUGGACCCGGAUUGCCGACCGUUUGACUUCACCCUGCUGUUCGAGGACGCCUUCUUCGCCGUUCUCCCCGCAGCCCUACUGAUCCUGCUUCUGCCCGCACGGCUGCAGCUUCUCCGCAGGGCGCCUGUCAAAGUCACCACCUACAGGCUUGCGAUCUGCAAAUCGAUCUGUGUAGGAACCCUCUUCGUUCUCCAGGUAGUCUACGCAGUCAACCGCCUCAAAACGGCGGCGCUGCACACGAAACUCGCGACAACAUCCGACGUCCUCAGUAUCAUCGCCACCGCUGCGGCAGCAUGUCUCUCCUUCGUCGAAGACCAACACUCAAUCGAGCCAUCCGAUCUUCUCGUCGUCUAUUUCUCCGCGUUGACCCUCCUUGACAUCCCCCGACUGCGCUCACUAUGGCUGAUCCCCGACACGGACAUCUGCCGAGGCCUCUGGACCGCCAUAUACAUCCUGACUGUCGUAGCCCUCUUCCUGGAAUCAAUGAAGAAGCUCAAAAUCCUCCGGUCCCUCUACCAAGACGUGACGAAAGAGCAAGUCAUCGGAUUCUGGGGCCGCAGUUUCUUCAUCUGGGUGACUCCCCUGUUCAGGGCUGGCUUCUCGGACAUCCUCUCCGUCGAGGAUCUCCCCGAGACGGAUAAAGCCCUGCAAGGCGACAUAGCGCGACAAAGACUCGAGAACGCCUGGGUAGACUGCAAGCCGAGCCGUCGACUUCUCAAGGCCGUGUUUCACGCGUAUCUGUGGCCCGUGCUGUCUGCUGUUGUUCCUCGUCUGGCGCUGAGUGGGUUUACCUUCUGUCAGCCGUUCUUGAUCGCCUCGACGAUUGGUUAUUUUGAGGAUGGCUCGACGGACGAUAUCAGAAAGUAUGGUCGGGCGUUGGUGGGCGCUUAUCUGUUGGUUUAUUUGGGGAUCGCGAUAUCCACGGCUGUUUACUGGCGUCAGGCGUAUCGGCUCAUUACCACUGUGCGAGCUGGUCUUAUAUCCAUGAUCUAUCAACAGACAACUAGAUUGACGAGCAAUGAUGUCAAAGACACUGCUGCGCUCACCUUGAUGGGUACGGACGUGGAGCGGAUUUGCACCAGUUUCAGGUUGUUGCACGAGACGUGGGCUUCAGUGAUUGAAGUCGCGAUCGCUUUGUAUCUCCUGGAGCGCCAGAUAUUCCUGGUUUGUCUCGUGCCUGCGGGAAUCACGGUUGCAUGCAUCCUCGGAACACGCCCCAUAUCCUCCCGCACCGGGCCCGCGCAGAAGGCCUGGGUCGGGAAAGUCCAAACGAGAAUCGCAGCAACAUCCGCCAUGCUAGGCGACAUGAAGGCCGUCCAGAUGCUCGGGCUGACCGACGUUCUCUUUGGUCUGAUAACGAAGCUACGACAGGCCGAACUCGCUACGUCGUCGCACUUCCGCAGGCUGUUUAUCUCGAUGGUGGUGAUAUCGAACAUCCCGCUGGACUUUGCACCGUACGCCACGUUUGCGGUGUACGCUAUCAUUUCGGUUGUCCGUAACGACCAGUCUCUUCUGGCUUCUCGGGCGUUCACUUCGCUGUCCUUGAUUUCGCUGCUGACGUCCCCGUUGGUCACCUUCAUCCGGGCGGUUCCUCAGCUCGUGCAGUGUAGUGGGUCUUUUGAGCGCAUUGAGGCGUAUUUGGAGAAGAAGCCUGCCGUGGUUGACGAUCUCACCCCAUCAAGCGUCGCAUCGACCGAUCUGUCUCCGCGCGAAGGACUGGAAUUAACGAGAUUUGCAGCCGUACCGCAAGCCUCUACCUUAGUGUCGUUCAACGGGGUAGAUAUAGCAUGGUCUCCCGACUCCGACACCGUGCUUCGGGAUCUCCACUUAGAUAUUGGCAGAGGAAUCACGAUGCUCAUCGGCCCCGUGGGAUCUGGAAAGUCGGCACUGAUCGAGAGUAUUUUAGGAGAGACAGUCAUCCGCAACGGGACUAGACGCGCCGGGCUAUCGAACGUUGCGUACUGCUCCCAAAAGCCAUGGAUCGUCAACAAUACCAUCCAGCAUAAUAUCACGGGCGGAACACGGUUCGAUAUGAAGUGGUAUCGCUUUUGCGUUUCCGCGUGCGGUCUGGACGAUGAUUUGGCGAGUCUGCCUGCUGGAGAUAUGCAUGUGGCUGGAAGCGAUGGUGUUUCGCUGAGUGGGGGUCAGAAGCAGCGUGUGGCGCUUGCGCGAGCCAUGUAUUCCAGGCUGCCGAAUAUUCUGCUUGACGAUGUGUUUAGUGGCUUGGAUUCGAGGUGUAUUGGCCACAUUAUCUCCACGCUCUUUGCUCCAGAUGGGCACUUUCGCAAAGCCGGGACGUCGGUGAUUCUUGCCACUCAUACUCAGCGUCUACUGCCAUACGCGGACGAGAUCAUUGUUCUGGAUCAGGGUGCUGUGGUUGACAGCGGGGCUUACCGGGAUAUCAUAUCCAGGACACCGGAUAUCGCAGCAAAGUGUUUAACAUUGCCAGGUAGUGAAGAAAAUGUUGACAGUGACCGCAAUACUGAGUUGGAAAAAGCUGUCGCUACCAAAGCGACUCAUCAGCAAAACCAACCCUCAGAUCGUGACUUCUCCCGACGCGACGGUACGUGGGAUGUGUACAAAUACUACGCCAGGAGUGCGGGUUACAAGAUGGUUUUUGGCUUCGUCGCAUCUUCUCUGGUUUCGACGUUCUUGAAAAACUUUUCAACGAUAUGGAUCCAGUGGUGGUCCGAUUCCAAUGAGACAGACCCAAAUGGCAAAGUGGGCUUCUAUCUCGGGGUAUACACGGCAUUUGCGGUUUUGAAUGCCACGGGUAUUGCGAUGGCUUGCUACCUGUUAUUCAUGAAGAUCAUCAAUGACACCGCGAUGGGACUGCACACCGACCUACUGGCGUCCACCCUCAACGCACCCAUGAGCUUCUUCCAAACAACCGACACCGGAAGUGUGACGAACCGAUUCAGCCAGGACAUGGAUCUGAUCGACAUGAAUCUUCCCAUCUGUGUGAUGAAUACCUUCGGAAACGGAACAUCCACCAUCAUGAAGCUGAUCAUCAUCUGCGUCGUGGGAAAGUACAUGGCGGCGACAUUCCCCAUCCUCGUCUUGGCCUUCUUCAUCAUCCAGUCUUACUACCUCCGCACCUCUCGUCAGGUAAGACUGCUCGACAUCGAAGCCAAAUCACCCCUGUACAGCCACUUCACCGAAACCAUGAAAGGCAUCUCGACCAUCCGCGCCCUCGGAUGGCAACUUGCAUUUCAGACCCAUCUCCAAACCAAACUUAACCACUCACAACGACCAUUCUACAUGCUGUUUUGUAUCCAGCAAUGGCUGGCCCUGGUGCUCAAUCUCGUCGUGACCGCCAUGGCAGUCAUCCUGCUGGCCAUUAUCACAUCGAUGAAGGACAAGUUCAGCGCUGCGGCCAUCGGUGUGGCUCUGAAUAUGGUCUUGACCUUCAACCAGGAGAUCGUACGUACCGUGCAGUCUUGGACCCAGCUGGAGACAUCCAUCGGGGCAGUUUCCCGGGUUCAGAAUUUCAUGCGAGAGACACCGUCCGAAAGAAACGAUCUCAUGACUCCACUUCCCCCGGUCCACGAAUGGCCGUCGGACGGCGCGAUCACAUUCGAGAACAUCACCGCCGUGCAUGGCUCCCCCGCCAGCCAAACCACCCCCAUCCUCAAAAACAUCUCCCUCGAAAUCCGUCCCCGCGAAAAGCUCGCCAUCUGCGGCCCCUCCGGCAGCGGCAAAACCUCCCUCAUCAUGGCUCUUCUCCAGAUGAUCGACAUCCAGGAAGGACGGGUAUCCAUCGAUGGUCGGGACCUGGCAACCUUCCAGCCGAAGGACAUCCGACUGCGCUUGAACAUCAUCCCCCAGGACCCGUUCUUCAUGCCUGGCUCGGUGCGGUUUAAUCUGGACCCUCAUGUCCGCGCUACCGAUGAGACGAUUCAGUCGGCGGUUGAGAAGGUCGGACUGUGGCGACGGGUCGGCGGGGCGGAAGGGUUAGAUAUGGAUCUGAAAGCGGAGGAUUGGUCGAUGGGCGAGAGACAGUUGUUGGCUCUGGCGAGGGCGUUGGUCGUUGGUGUUACUUGUCCGGUUUUGGUCUUGGAUGAGGCGAUGAGCAGCGUCGACGAAACAACAGAAACAAUGAUGCAGGACAUCAUCGAGAGAGAAUUCGCCCAUCACACCGUCGUCUCUGUUAUGCAUCGCUUGCGGUAUAUCGAUCGCUUUGAUCGCGUCGUCGUGCUGAAGAACGGGGCACUCGUUGAAUGUGAUAGUCCUAUGGCGUUACUGCAACAGGAUUCUGAGCUCAGGGGGCUGUAUAGCUCUUUGCAUACCGCGUCCUGACGCGUUUUGGUGUGGAGUUUGAGCUAGGGGAGGGAGAAAGAGGGGGGGAGAUAUAUGCCGUCGUGGAGGUGAUGGGUCCGCUCUUUGAGAUAUAUAUGUGAUUAAUAGGUGGCUGUGCCACCAAUUUAGUUUUGAUGUGCUUGGACUCAUGGAUGUCUAGGAGUGUCUACAUAUCUGUGGAUACUACCUUGAUGCCUGAUAUCACUGGCAGAACCAACCAUUCUUCCUGCCUUGAUACUAAAGCCUCAAGGCCUGGGCAAUUUUGGGUAACCGCCGGGGUGUGCGAGCAGACAUCGGGGUGUGACCAUACCUGUUCGGUCAUCAAGAUGCGCCAUUUCGGCUACAUUUCCGCAUAUAUAUCUAGUCUUCAGUCGUCGAGAAUCACAUCAGUGAGCCAUACAGAGACCAUUUAGCCUAGCAACAGUUAGCUCGAAUCUAAG
Aspergillus heteromorphus CBS 117.55 is the source of this 4816-nucleotide messenger RNA. Its product is annotated as putative multidrug resistance-associated protein. Bases 30 to 4376 code for a protein of 1448 amino acids. Gene Ontology annotation, biological process: transmembrane transport. The transcript is spliced from 12 exons. The record is from RefSeq and is a predicted model, not a curated record. Lineage: Eukaryota; Fungi; Ascomycota; Eurotiomycetes; Eurotiales; Aspergillaceae. Gene Ontology annotation, cellular component: membrane. Gene Ontology annotation, molecular function: ABC-type transporter activity; ATP binding; ATP hydrolysis activity.